GACAGACUUACAAGACAGACUACUUAGAUGUGCGUUUAAAAUGGGUAAAUGUUGCAGCAAGUGUUGCAGAAAGCAGGAGAGUGAUGACGAGGAUGAUUUUUACACCCCUGCGUCGGUGACUGUGACACCACCUCGACGGUCCUCCACACCUCCCCUGUCCAUCCGGCGGAGCUCCUCCUGGCCCGUCUUUCCUCCCCCAUCCACCCUCCCCUCCCUCUCUCCUCCUCCACCCACCACCCUCUCUCACUCCUGCCCCGACAUUGACAUCACCAUCGCCAUCGCCGCCCCCAUUCCCUCCCCGCCUGCAUCCCAGCCGCCUCCGGCUCUUGGCUCUUCCUCUCCCUCUGACUCUUCCUCUACCGCUCCUACGGAGUCGUCAGGGUCAGGGUUGCCUCUGGUCGUGGCAAAGAAUCUGGGUUUCCCCAACCUGGGGAACACCUGCUACAUGAACGCCACCAUCCAGGCUCUUCUGGCCAUAAAGCCGUUCAUAAACGAUGUCCUCAACUGCUGGGGAAAUGCUCCUCCCAUUCUCAGGAGCAUGGCAGAGCUGCAGAUGGUUAGGCAGACCAGCGGCCAAGGGCAGACCAAGGGCAUGCUGCUCACCACCAUCCGCAGGAGCAUGUCUGCAAUCUGCCCGGAGUUCCUUGGCGACCGUCAACAGGACGCCCAUGAAUUCUUCCUCUUCCUUCUAAUUCAAAUGAAGGAAGAGGGAGCCUCCCUGCUGGCCCAUAGGUGUCCCGUGGCAAAUUUGGAGUUUUACAUCACCACUGUCUACAGAUGUAGCACUUGUGGAAUCAGCCGGGACAGGGAGGAGAUGUUCAACCAUCUGUCGUUGCCAGCAGAGGAGGGUGGUGUGGAGCACAGCCUUGACAGCUACUUUCAGACCACUGGGGUGGAAUAUGGCUGCCAGCUGUGCGCGGGCAGGCACGCAACAGCCAAAUCCCACUUCACCACCAUGCCAAAAAUCCUCGUCAUUCACCUGAAGAGGUUCGAUUCUAAAGCCCGCAAAACAAGCCAUAACAUCAGCAUCCCCCUCCAACUACGGCUCAACAGCGGCGAGGACGUUCAGAGGGCUUGGUCCCCACCUCCCAUCGGCUCAGCCAUGGACAGUGAAGGACAGGAAAGUUCAGGAGAUAGAGUGGCGCCCACUGUGCACACGUACCAUCUCGCCAGUGUGGUGUCACACUUGGGGAGCAGCCUGAAGAGGGGCCACUACGUCUGUGACUCUGUUGGAGAGGAGGGGAGCGGUGGGCUGUGCUUUAAUGACAACAGCGUGAAAUACGUUAAAGACAUCGAACGUAAACGCCAAAGCACAGCCUACCUCCUCUUCUAUGAGCACAGGACAUGAGGCCCCCUUCAGCGCUCCGACCACCGAGCGCGGGCAGCUCCCCAGACCCCACCACCUCCUCCUCCACCACUUCCUCCUCCACCACCUCCUCC
Engraulis encrasicolus (European anchovy) is the source of this 1440-nucleotide messenger RNA. RefSeq names its product ubiquitin carboxyl-terminal hydrolase 37-like. Gene Ontology annotation, biological process: protein deubiquitination; G1/S transition of mitotic cell cycle. Lineage: Eukaryota; Metazoa; Chordata; Actinopteri; Clupeiformes; Engraulidae. Gene Ontology annotation, cellular component: cytosol; nucleus. The coding region runs from base 41 to 1348 and encodes 435 amino acids. Gene Ontology annotation, molecular function: cysteine-type deubiquitinase activity. The transcript has 14 exons. The record is from RefSeq and is a predicted model, not a curated record.